GGACUUUUACAUAAAACCCCCUCUUUUUUCUCUAUAUUUAUUUCACAGUCCCAAUAGAGUUCCAUGCGUCGCGGCUUUGAGUGUUUUCGGUUUCUAAUUCGCGCCAUCGGAGCACCGCCGGCUCUCUUCCUGAUGCUAUGAUAUGGCGGCGGCCGCCAGCUCCCAGCACCGUUGCGUUUUCGUCGGGAACAUACCCUAUGAUGCAACGGAGGAGCAACUUAUACAAAUUUGCGAGGAGGUUGGCCCGGUGGUCACGUUCCGAUUAGUACUUGAUAGAGAAACAGGUAAGCCAAAAGGGUAUGGAUUCUGUGAGUACAAGGAUGAAGAAACAGCUCUGAGUGCUCGGAGAAACCUCCAGGGUUAUGAGAUAAAUGGUCGGCAGUUAAGGGUUGACUUUGCUGAAAAUGAUAAAGGAUCUGAUAGAAAUAGAGAACAGGGUCGAGGUGGCCCAGGGUUGAUGCCAAACACAGAUGCCUCAAAACCGGUUUCUGGUCCCCCGCUUCCUGGGGAUCCAUCUGUCCAUCAACCUGCAGGCUUACAAUUGGCUGUUGUUGCUUCUACGGUCAUGGCUGGAGCUUUGGGUGGAUCUCAAACAACUGGUUCAUCUCUGCAGAAUGGUUCGCAAAACCAGUCUACUGCAGGAAAUGAUCCUUUGACUCAUUAUCUUGCCAAAAUGUCCAAAUUCCAAUUGAAUGAAGUUUUAUCUGAGCUGAAGACCCUUGCUACUAACAAUAAGGCGCUAGCUCAACAACUGCUGCAAGGAUAUACGCAGUUGCCAAAGGCCAUAUUUCAGGCACAAAUAAUGCUUGGGUUGGUUUCCCCACAGAUGCUUCAGAUGGUUAGACCACAGCAACCCCAACAACUAGCGUUCCAAAAUGGCAUGCAGGAUUUGAAACCUGCAGUACCAUUAUAUCCCGGGCAAACAACUUUGCAGAUUCCUUUACAAAAUGAUGGACACAGUGCAAUGUUGUUAAGACCUCCAGACACUCUGUUGUCAAAUAAUCCACAAAAUCCUAUUCCCAUCCAGCAGUCUUCACUUCCACCUCUUAGCAUGCCCACUCGACCUAGAUUUCAGCACCAAGCAUCACUCCAGGCUCCAGUUAUUUCACAGGAAGCAAUGCCAGGAUUAUCAGGAGUUGGUAAAAUUCCACCUGCACAGCCACAAUCUCUUGGUGGCCAUCCAAUUCCACCCCAAGCUUCAUCUCUGACAAGUUUUAAAGGUCUGAAAGCACCUCUUCCACCGUCAAUGGUGCGGCAAUCUAGACCUGCCCAUUUGGGGUAUCAUGCUCAGCCAGCCCUUCCAGAUACAAAUCUCCAUCAGUCGCUUCCCCCACAUGCACUAACCUCUCAGAGUAGACCAUCAAAUUAUUCGACUGUGACUGGUAGAGUAGAGAUGCUUCCAAGUGAACCUGGAACAUCUACUUCAUUUGCUCAUGAAUCAAAUUGGGUUCCUAGAGCCAACAUCUAUCCCAAUUCAGGCAUUGGCUCUAUGGAGCCAUCAGGCAUCAGAGGUGAUAUAGCAGAAUCAAUAGGUCGUCCUUUGAAACUUGCAAGAUCAGAACAUGGAAGCUUUGCACCUCCUGUGAAUUCUACAUCUGGAAGCCAAAUGCUUGGCAUGGAAGGGACACAACAAUCUGAGAAACAUACACCUCAGAUUCCACUUGAAGUGGAGUCAGCUCUUCUGCAGCAAGUGAUGAAUCUAACACCCGAGCAGCUAAGUUCACUACCUGCAGAGCAGCGUGAGCAAGUGCUUGAGCUCCAAAAGGCUAUGAGUUUGAAGUUGCUAUCAACCCGCAAUCAGUGACAACUGCAGUGACAACUGCUUUGGCUUCAGUUGACUCUUUGAAUACAAUUCAGUGGCGUUGGCGUUGGCGUUGGCUAAUUAUCACCGCCAUCAGCUGACCAAAGUCAACACGCCCACGGAUGGUAUUCUUUCAAAUCAAGCGCCCUGAUUUUUUCCUCAUCAAUCAUCUGUUCAAAGAAUUUCCCACUUCUGUGCAUUAUCUGCUGUUUAGAUAACUAAAUUUCAGAUGAAUGGACGAAGCAUGGCAGGAAUAAUUCUCAUCAUUAUUCAAUGUCAGUAAAUGCGAGACACCUUCCCCCUGCUUUCAGGCAUUCCUUGUAACAUUGUAAUAUAUAGGUUUCAAAAAGAAAAUGCAUUGUUAUCACUUAAAUUCAUGUUUGUGUCUCUGUACUGUUCUGAUUUCAUGCUUUUGUUCAUUUAACAUUCAGUGGAUAGGCAAUAAGUCUGGAGCUACAAUUCUUGUUGUAAUGGAAGCAAAUGCUCCUCAUUUCUUAUUUGGAUUAUUUCCUUUUGAAGGAAAUCAACUUUUUAAAUGAAUUACUUCUGCAUUCAACUU
Dioscorea cayenensis subsp. rotundata (Guinea yam) is the source of this 2360-nucleotide messenger RNA. RefSeq names its product cleavage stimulating factor 64. The record is from RefSeq and is a predicted model, not a curated record. Gene Ontology annotation, cellular component: mRNA cleavage and polyadenylation specificity factor complex. Gene Ontology annotation, biological process: mRNA 3'-end processing. Bases 143 to 1804 code for a protein of 553 amino acids. The transcript is spliced from 10 exons. Lineage: Eukaryota; Viridiplantae; Streptophyta; Magnoliopsida; Dioscoreales; Dioscoreaceae. Gene Ontology annotation, molecular function: mRNA binding.